This is a messenger RNA of Xiphophorus couchianus (Monterrey platyfish), 3147 nucleotides long. RefSeq lists its product as uncharacterized. Bases 446 to 1582 code for a protein of 378 amino acids. The transcript has 10 exons. The record is from RefSeq and is a predicted model, not a curated record. NCBI's taxonomy places the organism in Eukaryota, Metazoa, Chordata, Actinopteri, Cyprinodontiformes, Poeciliidae.
GGAAGUCAACAACAGUUGUCAUGGAGACUUUAAUGACAUUCAUCAAUAUGUUAACCACAAAUGCUGCUGAUCAUUGGUGGACAAAUAUAUCUCCUCUGCUGCUGCUGUCACAUUCUCAGAAUAACACUUCCCCUUCAGUUCUCAGAAAAAAAUACCUGAGUUAAAACAAGGAAGCAACAAACAUGAGAGGAGAAACAUCUCAGUUGUGUUCGGUAAUAUAACUUCUUCAGAGCAAACAUCAGGAGAAUAAUUCUGUGUCAUCACCGAAUCCUGAGUUUGUAAACAUCGACAUCUGCAGCUAAAUUAUCAAGUAUUAACGGUUAAACUCACAGGGCACAGUCACUGAGAGGAAGUGAUGCAACUGAAAACGGCAUGAAUGUAUUUUUAAGCAGAACCAACGUUAGAGACUGAAUCAUUAGUGAAAAUAACAGAGCAGUAAGGCACCAUGGCUGCUUUCAGAUGGAUUCAAAUGGUUUUACUUCUGAUCCUCAUGCUUCAGUUUAAAGCACAAAUUGAGAUGCAGCGAACCUUCCUUACUGUCAGAGAUGGAAAUGAAGUCACUUUGCCUUGUGGAAACAGAAGAGACACACAUGAUGAAUCUGAUGAAACUAGUUGGUUCUUCAAUGAUAAACAUUCAUCUGAAAUAAGAGAGCUGGUCAAACUUGGAAAUUCUCACAGAGAAAUGAAAACUAUAUCAGACAGACUGAGUGUUACAGCAAACGGUUCUCUGCUUCUACAUAAAGUCACAGAGGUUGAUGUUGGCCAGUACACAUGCCGUUGGACAAUAUCAGGACAACACCAUGACUUUGCUGUGUAUCUAUCUGUAAUUACAAUAUUUUUCUCUUUAAUUUCUCUUUUUUCACCAGUUGUUGAGCAGGAGAAACCAGAUAAAGUCGCCUUGUUCUGCUCUGUGGUCUUUCAUGACGACUGUCUACAUGAGGUGAAGUGGCUUUAUGAGGGGAAAGAGGAAAAACCCUCAGAUAUGGAAAUAUACCAACAUUCCUGCUCUGCCACUGUGACAUUUCCAACAUCUCAUCAGAAAUUAGACAUUUAUCCGUCUCUAACAUGUAAAGUCACAAACUCAGUCACUAAAGCAGUUCAGCUGAUCCCCUUCAGUCUUCAGUCCUCAGAGGUGACCCAGUCAACACCAACAGCAACACAUCACUGGACAUCUGCAGGGAGCAACAAGGAAGUUAAACAACAAGGUUUUCCAUGGUGGUAUAUUUUUAUUCCAUUAUGCUUAGCGAUGGUUUUAAUAACUGUCCUGGUGAUCAUCAUAUGGAACAAAACUAAAGGAAAUAAAACACAAAUUGAAGGCAGCAUGGUUCCCCAACAUAAAGCGGCAACAAACCAGGACCUGAACCCAGAGUCUUCAGUGGGCCUAGCUGUUCCAGAAACCAGUCAAAAUACACCUGAACCAGAGGAUGGUCUGUCUUAUGCCACCAUCAACUUCAAGAAAUCCAAAAAGAAAACAGGCAAAGUCCAGGAAACUGUGAUCUACAGCACUGUGGGAACUUCUUCCUCUUCUGCUGGAGUCUCCUCUGACACAGACUGUCUUUAUUCUACAGUCAACAAGAAAUAGAAAAAGCAUUAAAAGCUUUACAGCUUGAGCAAAGACACAAUGUACCAAGGCUGAGUCUGCAGUGCAGCGGGUCUCAACUCCCGGCCCAAGAAUCUGCUGUAUAUUCUUCUCUCCUCUCUGUCCAGCAAAGCAAUGGUUAAAAACAGAGAAGGACAAAGUCAAAAACAAAUAUUUUAACUGGAUUUCUGUUUUUUUGUUUGUUUGUUUUGCUUUUAUUUUAUUUAUUUAUUUAUUUUUUGCUUUUGCUACAGAUUAUAGACGGUCAGAAUAUAACUUUAAUAUCUUUUUACACCCAAGUGUGUAACUAAAGAUAUCCUGUAAAUACUGCCCCUAGAGGUGAAACAAGUAUAAACUUUCUCUAUCACGCCAGGAUUUCAUGUUCUUUGUCACAGAUUUAAACUAAAUAAUAUGUUGGUUUGCUCUGCAGAGGAGAUUCGUGGCUCUCUAAAAGAAAAUAUUGAAGGUUGUGGUCGUCAAUGCUUUCCUAUCCUGGGUAAUGUGAGAAAAUCUGACCACCCAGAUAGAAUAAAGUUAGAUUAAGUAUGUUACUGCUUGCCAUAUCCCAGUGAAAUGCAAUGGAGAUGACGUAAAGAGGCUAAAGCAGCUGGAGUCAUAACAUGAAUCAGUCAUCAGACGGUUCAGUUCUGGAAAGUGAAGUGUCCAGUUCGUAGCUCAUCCUGCAUGAUGCUAUAGAGACUCAUUCAGCGUGUUGCUCACGUGUCAUCUGACUCUUAUUUCUGCUGUCUAAGGAAACUUGCAGAGUUAAAAAAGGGAACCAACAGGGCAUGCUGUGGUGGCGUAGGGGAUAGCGCGACCCACGUUUGGAGGCCUUGAGUCGUCACGCGUUCGAUUCCGAGACCCGGCGACAUUUGCUGCAUGUCUUCUUCCCCCUUUCCUGUCAGCCUACUUUCAUAUAAGGGACACUAGAGCCCACAAAAAGACCCCCUGGAGGGGAGGAAGAAAAAAAGAAAGGGAACCAACAGAUCUCAGAUCAGUCAAACACUAUCUGUGUUUUGUAACAGCAGUUUAUCAGUAUGUAACAUUGCAAUCUGAGGUAAUAAUAAGUCUUCACUGUACUGGCCACAUCUGUUAAUAACUAAUAUAACUGAUAAAUGCAGCUGGGAAAUCUUCACAGUCAAGUUCCUCAAUUUUAUCCUCAAUGAAAAUGUGUUUUUCCCUGCUGGUCUUGAGAAAUCAUGAAGCAAAAAUAGCAAAAUGUGUCUCAAGCCAGCGGCCAUGACAGGUGAAACCAACUCAUCGUCAUUCAAAGCUUCAUUCACUGCUCACUAGUGACAUCUGGUGGUAGACUUAAACUGUGACAGGUUGUCACUCUAAUAAACCAUCCUUUAACUGUAUUAGACCAUAGCAAUGUAUUUCCACAACAAAGUUUUUGUGACACCAUUGUCCAGUAAUAGUAAGAUCCAUUCAACCAUAUUUUACUGUCAUAUCUUUUCAGUUCUUAAAAUGAUUUAUACUCAGUAAUUUUGCUGAUGUGUUGACAGUCAGUUGUGGUUGUGCUUUAUGUCAUAGGCUGAUUUGACAAUAAAGAAUUUGCUGUUUCAUCA